GAGCCGUAACGUCAACAUUAUUAGCAUAGCCUGGUAGCAUUUAGUUUCACCAUUUAUUUGAAAGUCGUCAAUGCGGACCUGUGUUACUACGUUCUGUUGAGGAUCUUCGUAAAGUCUUCGUCCUAAGACGAUUCUCUUCUACGGUUUUCCAAAGGUCUUGACUUUUUUAAAAUGGUAUUCGAGUGAACAGCGAGCUUUCAAGACCCUGGGAAGUGAAGGUAAAAAAAAUUAUUUGCUUUAAUCGUUUUUUAUACUGGCUGAUAAAGUGACUCACGCAAACCGUACAAUGGCGAGAGUACAGUAUUUAGCGGUAUCGGUCAAGGUUUAUCGAAGGUGUAAGGCUCAAACUCUCGCUUACGUCGAUAUUUCGGUAAGUAGUGAAAUCAUAAGUGAAUUGGUCUAAGUGAGAUCUGUUGUAAACUCAUAAUCUUCGACAUGGAAAGGUGAUUGAUCGUGUUUUUACGUGUAGGUGGUUCCUUGGCUUGUAAGUGUUUUUCAUCACGCACGGGAAGUCGCUGUUUCUUUUUUUUAGUUAUUUUUCUCGAUUAUAAUCUCCAUCGAUAUGAACUUGAAGUUUAAAUCCGUUGACACAGUUCAGACAGUUCACUUUCAGUUUUGCGGUGACUCGUUCUCCAAGAUGGGACCUUGCGUCUGACAGAAAUAAUAUAGCGUCACUUUUUUUCGCUUCGUAUAACUUUCCAACGCACAGCAACUCGUUUAUAAAAGGUUAUGAAAUAAUUUUUGCUGUGAACUACGCGCUAAAAAUAGCGUGGUGUGAGACUUCUUUGCCUCGCCUUGCUGAACAUUUAUACACGCUCCGGCAAGGCUUAUUGCGUGUAAUACAGCCAGUUACGCUCGUAUAUUUCAACCUUUUAACUGCCGGGUGUACAAAAAACAAACAAACAAAAAAACAAAAAAACAAAAAUCCAUCUAAAUGUUGCGUUUACCUCCGAUCCUGGAAAUAUCGUGUUGAGUUAGAAUGCUUGCAGUCCCUUAGGAUUGUCACGCAAGCGACGCGACGGAAGCAUGUUGACGUGCGAGUGAGCGAGGCAAACGCGCGAGGAGAAGGCGAAGAAACAAUUGGUCAGUUUGCAAUGCACUUUGUGGAAUACGUGAAAUCACGUCCUGGCCUCUCAGUAAGUCCAGACUUUCCAUCUUUUAAAUUUUAGGAACUUAUAGCUCAUUCUCUCUUUUAUUCACCUAUUUAUGAUUUUAUGUUUUCGGGUUGACUGCGGCCACCUCGCGAUUACGACACCCCAGUAGUUUACAGACAGCAACUAAAUCCACACACAACAGACAUUUCACUGAAUCCCUUUUGUCGUAAUUACGACACUCUAAACCAAGUCGUGGUUCCUUGGUUGUCCCCAAUUUAAAUUAGGGAUUUACUAUAAAAUAACGCGAUCAACCUAACUGCAAUGACUUUGUCAUAAAAAAAAAAGAAUUGAAAAAGGCUGAGUAGGACUGAAAAAAAUUGGGCACGCUCACUGUAUUCAGUCGGGGAUCGGGUCCGAUUAAAGAUUGAACCUCAGUACGUCUGAUCUCCUCUCAAGAUUCUGCAAAAGUGUUUACAGGAUUAACAAAAUAACAAAAUGCUAUUUUGGGCUUUUUAUCGCGACCUCGUUAUUUCAAACUGUUUGCAUUUAGGUGUUCAUCCUAUGAAACCAAGAGACUAUAAAGGGGACAGAGAGGGCAUCCCCCAUAUACACCCUAUUCCAUAGGUAAUUCGUCUCGAGUUAUUUUUAACACCACAGAUCCCAAGGGGGAUUAGACAACAGCCAAUCACAUAGCGCGAAUGUAUUCCGCGUGGAUGACCCACGCUGAGAGCCAAGCGUCCCUCACGAAAUGACGCAGAACAAAAUGGGGGAAGACGUGGAGAGCGAUUUUGCUAUUCCUUUUGUCGACGAAAACGACUACAGCGAGAUUUCUGCGAAAGCUGUGUCAGCGAAACCGAAAUUAAAAAAGAAUCGCCCUUCCUCUCUUGUAUAGAGCUAACAGUAGAGCAGGGAAAUCCUUAACACACUGAAUAUUCUCUCAGGAUCAUUUAUAAUUUACAGUUUGAAGAGAGCAAUUUCUGGUUUGAUGUUUAUUUUUUUCAGUCUUUAUAGUGAUUAUUCCUACCCACUUACUUUGUCAAUUGUAGGCGAACCCUCCUAAAGCUGAAUUUCAAGGGACCAUAUCAUAUUCAAGCUCAGAAAGAGAAAAUUUCGUCGUUGCUUAUUUACGUCCUCCAUAAAACGCGAAAUUAGGCAUUUUCACGUCGUAGUCGUGCAAAAACGGGAAAGAAAUGAACAAAAAAAAGUGUGUUGCACGUGCGAAGUUGUUGUUUUGCUAAUUAAACCUAUUGUUUUUUUUGACGUUCUAGUUGUCGUCCGCGUCGUUGGAUCUUAAACUCCCUAAAUUGUACAAACGACCGGUUUCAAUAGACCGCCGAAAUUUCUCAUUUUAUUAAAGCACUGAGGUUACGACAACUUCGAGUUAAACUGAUUUCACGGGUUGUCUAAGAGUCCAGCGAUUCCUUUUUUCCAGGUGAGCGCCGACUCAUUUCGCUUCAAUAUUCAGGAAUGCUCUCGAUCUUUUUACGCUUUCAUUGCCUCUCGCCCGACAUGUUUUGCACGGCGUUUGGUCAUGCGAAAUCUCCACGAAACAUCCACGCCUCGCGCGAGGUAACUUUAUCUCGAUUCUAAAAAUAACUCGAGACGAAUUACCUAUGGAAUAGGGUGUAUAAGGGGGAUGCCCUCUCUGUCCCCUUUAUAGUCUCUUGUAUGAAACCCAGUCAACAGAGCCUCCUUUGGCCGUCUUCCGCGCUGAGUACGUACGCCAAAAUCGAGCAUCCGCUUGCAGGGUGACCCGAUAACUAUAAGGUGCAUAUUGAAAGAACUGUACGUCGAAGGCAUGACUGACUUGCUUUCUCCUCCGGUCUUCUUACUUACUGCCUGAUGCAGCAAUGUUUGUUCAUUCUGGAACUUGAAUGAGUUAUCGUUUCUGAAUAUUUAUUGUCUGAGUAAACAUUGUGGCGAUUUACUAAGCUCCCUUUGAGAGGCAGAAUUUUAUUGAUCGAACAAAAUAAUUAAAAGCAAUGCCGAAGCGUGACCGAAGAUACUGCCGGCGGGGUCAGAUCUGGGAGUGGCUCGGUUAAGCUCCGAAACGUGUCAAGUAUUAAUACUGAAAAAACGGAAAGGCGUUUGCAUAAGAAAAGAGUUUAACUUCCCGAGGACUGCUUCGGAACACCAAUAUGGCCGCCGUGACGUCAUGUGAAAACGCUCUAUAUUGAGCUAUACUAUUAAAAACUGAAUCAUUGGAUAAUGCAAUUUUAGAGCUCUGAUUGGCUUAGCCAUAUGAGCCAUUAUACCAUGCUCUCCAAUUAUGGUAUAACUGUACGCGUCUGUUCAAAAUUAAAAACAAGCUGAAAAUCGGUUGUGUUUACAAACGCGCCUCGUUGGCUAUAAUCAUCUCAUAUCUUCAACGCGCACUCGUGGAAUAAUUGUUUUAAAAGAGAUAUACUAGAUGUCAGUCUUGCUUAUAGACUCGUAAGUGACCUAUUAUUGAGUGGAGACACUGAAAAAGAGGCAGAUGUGAACUAAAAACGAAUCCGUAUACACUUACGAAAAGCCAAUUAUGUUGAGAACAACGUCUUGGUUUGCAGGCAGAAUAGCUCAUAGAAAUAAAAUUAGAUUUUUUGAGAGCCUCGUUUCCAGUUUAAGGAUUCUCCAGCUAUUCUCACAAUCUUGGAAUCGUUCUUCUGUUGUUUCCAUAUAUGGAUUUCCCGCCAUUUUGUUGAACGCUGCGCAAAAGCUCGGCAUCAGUCCGACGUCAUACAUGUUUAUCAUCUGUAAAGUGUGCUGAAAAUCCUUUUAAUGCGAUUGAUAUCCUCCACUUCUUCGCAAGAAAGACGUGACUAAUUCUGUCCUAAAGAUCAUUCCUUGAGUAAGUUAUCAAUACUUUUAAAAUAUGUGACGAAAUGUAACACGAAUCUGAGACGAAAGAGCCGCAACAAGCCGAAAAGCUGAUGGAUCAUCGAAUGGUUUUAGAAUAUUUAUGCAAACAAAAGCUUCAAUGCCAACUCUUUUUAAUGCUAACUUAGAUCGUAGAUGAAAACCCCUGGCUGAUCUUUAGGCUUAUGCUUUAGCUGCGCCAGGAAUUUUUUGUGCUUCAAGAUUUACAGCCGGACUUUGUGUUGAAAUUUUCAAAAACUUUAUAGGGUAAACUAAAGAAAGUUUGGCUUAUAGUUUUUUAACUCCAGUUUCAAAGUGUAAUACGGGCGUUCAUAAUUCCACACUGCGUGGCUUAUUUGAUAUCUUCAUCGUUUGAGAGUUCUAAAACCUGACCGCAAAUAGUUAAAAGUCAGAAAGAAGUCUUCAAGCCGUCUUCUAACACAAAAGGACGAGAAAUCUCGCGCAACACUCAGUUCAGAACGGAUCGCUCGACUUGUUUUCUUUUAGAAAUCCGUACCGAAAAUAGGCUUCCAAAAUGUCACCUUAAAUAUGCCAAACCGAAUUAUAAUAAAAAGAAACUACGAGUGUCAAACCGCUAACAAACUAUAAGUGCGUUCAGAGAUUCGACCAUACGUUCCACCUGUAUUGAACGGUCAACAAGUAUGGUUCAAAAGCUAAAAGAGAUGGCAAAAUGAAACUGUGUAUCUAAAUAGAAAAAAAGGUGCAGUCUACUUUUGUCAAUAUAAAACGCACAUUAAGUUUACUCAAGAUUUCAAGUUCUUAAACUGAAUAUUUAGCCAUAAUUAAUGACAUAUUCCUUGGCAGGCAUCUGUCAGAUAGUUGACUUUAAUAGUUGAUAUCCUUGUAAGCACAGACUCCUCAGCCCGGCCUCUUAUGAGACGAUCUAACCUGUUCUCCGGUUUGUAUUUUGAUGAUUAUUGUCAGCUAGACUUGCCUACAUGUCGAGGUCAAAUUUUUUCACGAGCGCGAAGCGCGACUGGUAGAUUUUUUAUGUUUUCUGCUGCAAAAGCGAGCGAGAGAGCGAGAGCUUCGCGCUAGGACCAAUUACUGGAACCGGAAAUCUGAGAAGCGAAGGACUUUGAGAAAGACUAAUUUUCAUCGUGAGUCUCCGUAGUUAGUUAAACAGCUUUCGCUAUAGAAUGAACAUCUCUGCUUGUCCAAUGAGAAUCUCCUUCAGUCAUUCGGGGCUCAAAAUUAAAUUAAUUCCUCUUCUUCCACUAGAAAAGCUUUGCCAGUAACUUUUCUUUCUCUUAUCAUUUCUAGAUUUCCUCUGGAUUUCUUGUCGUCGAGAUGGAGGGCCUCGCAUAGUCGUAAAUGUCACGGUUUUUUAAUACUCUUCCACGCAAAAAAGUUGACAAAACGGCUUAAGUAGAACGCAGACAGACAAGCACUAGUUUAAAAUAUUCAUGCGUUUGCCCUUUAAACCCAAACGUCAAAAUUUACAUUCUCAUUUGUUGUCCGUAAACGUUUUCAAUAGAGGUAGUGGGGAGAAUUUGUUGACGUAUUAGUUAGACUUACAUGUAUCUUCUGCGAUCAUGUCCGUAAUUCUCAUGACCACUCUGUUUUGUAAAACUUUGAUAUUACAAUGAGAAACUUCAUGCUGAUCACCCUCAGGGCUUAUUAAAAUAGUAAAUAUAAAAGACAGCAGCCGCUGACAUGAGACUUAUUAUUUCCCCAAUAAUUCAGGCCCACAAACUGGUUUUUGACCGGAGAGGUUUCAUUGUUUUCUCAGGGGCGGACCAAAUAAGUGCGUUUGGAUCAUUUCAUUUCGUUCUUAGUUUAUGUUUCGCUAUUAAUGUAAAGGUAGACUUUCUCAAAGUCCUUCGCUUCUCAUUUCCGGUUCCGGUAGUUAGCUCUCCCGCUCGCUUUUGCCGCAGAAAACAUAAAAAAAGUCUACUGCUCGCGCUUCGAGCUCGUGAAAAAAUCUGGGCUCGACUUGUAGGCGAGUCUAAUGUAAAGGCAGUCAGUGCUAAUUACAGACACAUGAAAGCGCUGCAUUUUUAUUGAACAGCUGUUUCUUGUCCAAGUAUGGAGUAGACGAGAAGGCUAUAGCGUUACAGAGUUACAGCAAACAACUCUGGACUAUCAUAGUGAAUGUCAUACGUCGAACGUCAUACAUUAAUGUAAGGCUCCGUUUACAUGAAGAACACUUGUCUCGAAUAAAAGAAUCAAUCGCUUACUCGACCUACCCUGAGCUCGCCAUAUUUUCAUUCAUUUCUUUACAAAACGUUAACUCGGCUAGAAGGGUGCCUUGCCUGGCUUGAUCACCCUUUCGCGAUGGUAGGGUUACCGUCCAAGCCGGGCUAUCUUCUGCUCCAUUUAUUGUACCCUUUGGCCCAACUAUACACGAGCGCCAGAUUCAUACCCAAACUUCUCUGUAUGCACGGUGAUUGAUGGGAAGGAUUUAGUGAUAUUCCAAUGCCAGACUAAAUAAGUGGCGACUGAUCGCGAGCGCUGUUGUCAGCCGCCCGGCUAGUUCAGGAAAAGUGUUGGUCUGCCGCGCGGGAGGCCGCUGGUUCAAACCCCAGCCGCACCAACAUUUAGGCUCUUCUACUAAGGAAAAAGUGCUGCCUUUUUGUAAAGACUUUUGCAAGUGGUUAGACUUUCUAAUGUUUUCGGAUAAGGACGAUAAACCGUAGGCCCCGUCUCAAAAACCUUGCAGAUGUAAAUUCUGUAGGACGUUAAAGAACCCAUGUACUGUUCGUAAAGGGUAGAGGAUGUAGUCCCUUGUGUGGUGGUCUAUCUCUCAUGGGUGAGGGACUGUCUGCAUUAAUUGGCGUCACUAGGGCCACAGACCCUGUCAAGAAUUGGGGAACGUAAUUAUAAACAAUUAUUGGAUGAGGUUUUUGUGAUAUCCGGAAUAAUCAAGGUCGAGGUAAGUGUUAUCAGCCAAAGCCGAAGGCUGAGGCUGAUAACACUAACCGAGAUAUCACCAAAACCGAAUCUAAUAAUUGUUUUAUUGUACAAGCCAUUCUUAUUUUUUUUAUUAUAGAAGCCAUUCUUACUUCGCUGUCCGCGAACUUGACAUUGCUGUCCGUGCACUUGACGUUGCUCUUGGAAAUCAUGCAUUGCGCGCCCAACCUACAGAUUAUUCACUAAUCUGUAGGUACAGAUUAGUGAAUAAUCUGUAGGUUGCGCUGUUUCCCAGAAUUAACUGUAGGCUUUUAGCCAAUGAGAAGACAGAUGGUGACUACAAUGUAUAAUAAAUUAACUUAACUAGAAAUAUUAAAGUUAUCGGUAAAUUAGCUGUUGACUCGGGAAAAAGGCACCAACUCUUUUCACAUAAAAACGUUCUCUAAAGUUGGCUUGGCUAGGAGAGUGACCAUCUUUACCGGGAAGGACGAGCCCUAAGUCGAAAGGACUGAUAACAGUUUCAACAUACUAAGCUCGACCAUGUUGCUGUUGUAUUUCUGCCUUGUUUCUGUUGUUUACUUGGUGAGCAAAUGACAAAGUGACAGCAAAAUCGAAAAAAAAGAAUUUAUCCUUGGACACGCUAAAAAAUGAUUGGCUUGUAGUCUCCAGGUAACUGACGAGUGGUUGGGCAAAAAUGUUUCGACUUGUUUUUACUGUACACGUUUAUAUACUAGUAAAGUGAAAUCAAUUGCAAAUAUCGUCUCUCUUAAAUCCCUUUUUGAGUAUUAAUAGGCUGGUAGGGAAAAACCUUGUUUUACGUUCGGUUUCGCAGUGGUGGGAAAAUAUUUUCUCUUUGUAGCGUUAUGUUGUUAUUAAUUUUCACACUCAGUGGAAACCCUCUACGCGAGGUUCUUCUAGCAAGGAACUGUAUUUGCUUGGUUUGAUUUUAGUUUUAUUUGGGUCUUCGGGACACUGAUCUCUUUUAGUGCGCUAGUGUGAAAGAUCGGUUCAAAUCUGUCGGAAACAUCAUGAUGAGUAAAGUCAAGACGUCAAGAAGGUUAAUUAUUUAAUUAUUAAUUGAUCUUUUUCCUUGAACUGAAUCUAUAAUGAAUCUUUUGUUCUUCACAACAGAACGUAUGAAAAUUUAUUUUGGUUUUUUUGUCUUUGAAUUGAAAUGGCAAGCGUAAGGUUAUGUUUACCUCUGACCUUAUUUCAACAGACUCGUAAGACUGCGGAGUUUUGAAAGCGUAUCGAGAGCGUAAGAUUUGUGUUCAUCUUACAAAACUGCACAAAAAUCGCGGCCCAACAAAUUCUACUGUUUCACCUAAUAUACUGAGCACUAUUUUCAAUUUUCCAGCUGUCGCAGUAACGUUAGUUCACGUGUUAUUUGUUUUGAAUUAAACGCGUAAACCAGCUGUAUUUGAGAUUUCUUUUUAGGUGUGACGGACUUCUCAUCAGUUUCUUCUGAUUGAAUUGCUAAUAUUUCUGUAUUCGUUUAUUUUCCAGACUACAUAACUGACACGUCAAUAUAAAGGGUUCAACGAGAAAAUCACUUUCAAGGGUAAGUGGAUUAUUUUUUAAUUUUUUUUUGUCGCUCAGAACGUUUGGAGACUUUUUGGAGAAGCCAAAUGGCUAAAACCCUGGCUUUGAAUAUGCCUUCAGUUAUACUUAACAAAAGAUUUGACACUGACUUCUUUUGAGAAAUUUUAAUCUGUUAUUUAUCAUCAUUUAUACCGAAAUAAUACAAAAUAUCUUGAUUUAUAUCCUGAUGGCUAUACAAGUGGAACCUCAGUCGAUAUAACGAAGGGCCAAGGGCCUUUGGCAAAAUGUGUUCGUUAUAACGAGGUUUCGUUAUAAGAGUUCUUUUCCAUAUAUUUUACUAUUACUGAGGGACCAUAAACCCCUCACGCUGAGAUACUCCCCAGUAUUGCACUCAUACACAACACUGACUAUAUACCAUAACGGACAAGCCCAGAAGUGAGUUUUCACUUAUAGGAUCUCUGCUGAUGAUGACAAUAUUGUUGGUUAUAGGAGCCUAUGCAUGACCACUCAUGGGCUCCUGGGUUAGUAUAUUGCACCGUCAUGCAUGGUCUUUACGGCAUCCCUAUCGCUACAUUGCGUGUGUUUGAAGUCAACGUCCUUACGUUAUCAUUGCUAAAGCACCUGAAAUAAAUUUCGUCCCAUUUAAAAGCCCUUCCAAAUAUAUGCGGUUGCCUCUUAAAGAAGGACUUUGAAAAGUGUGAGAACUGAGGCUUAUUUAGUUUGCGGGACUUAACGAUGGUGCUUAAUCAUUCGAUGCAAGUGUAAAUUUCUCUUCCUUUUCAUUGGCCGGGAGCCCACCACGUGACCUCCAAAUUACUGCCUACGAAUAAUGGUCUACUCAUGCGCAAAGUCAUCCAACUGUUUUUAGCUGAAAAUAAUAUUCUGCUCAUGUGUUAAUGACACUACGCUUUUUUCCAGCUUGUGAUCGGUCUUGCAUGAAAAUGGCCGAUCUUCCAAUCCAUGAGUUUAUUCAUUAAGAACAAACUCGGUGAGUUUUCGAGGUGGGCAGUGGGCAGUGUUGAUGUACAAAGACAAACAUUUAAAUUUAUCUUAAAUUCUGCAACAGAAAACAAGUGUUUUAUAUAAAUCAGCAGUGGUUUCGUUUCAGACCUCAAAUCAUAUUUUCUAAAUCCUGCCACUCGGAAUGCCGAGAACCAUUUGAUUUGCCAACCGGAAUCUCCUGUUUUUCCAUGCAAAUGUUAAAUACUUGACUGGUCACUCAUGAAAUCGUGAAAUAUGACAGAGAAAACAACGCUUGCUAGACUCAAUUUAUUUACCAUUAAACACGGAUAAACUGAAGAAUUUUUCUCCUUAUUGCGAUUGUUCAUAGUAAGUUAUCAGUAAGGUGGAAAAAAUAACCUAUUACCAAAGGACGGAACAUUGUAUACUUUUUCAGAAAACAGUGGCUGAAAUUUUGACUUUUUAAGUUUACACAUGAUUUUUAUACGAGUUUCCACUUUAAAUACCGUCUACAAGUUUUCGAUAUUGAAAAUAUCUCCUCGUUUAAGUAUAAAUCAAGGAAGGAGUUUUUGUUUUUGUUUAAUAAAUAUAGUUACUAUUAACAGGCCUAGCGUAAUUUUUUCAGCAAACGAGAGGCUCUUUUAUUUUUUUUCAUAUAAAUAUUUAACAUUGAGAUUUGAUAGCAAAUCAUCCAAACAUAUUUUAAUAUCAUAUACUUUCUGGCGAAAACAAUUAUUCAGACCUUUUUAAAUAUGAAAAUAAUACUCUCUGCAGAAUAUUUUGACGCUUAAGUACCAGAAAGAAAGGAUGGUUGUAUUUUGGAAAAAAAACUCUGCAGACAGCAGCUCUUAAGUAACGAACUUUUUCAACACACUUGUAACUACUUCCAUGAUUUUUGAACAUGCUGGGGCCAAUUUCCAAAUAUAACCGGCUACAGGAGAAACUUGACGUGCAUACUGCAAGCCAAUAAGCGUGCUGCAAGCGAUAAAAAAAAUAUUCAUAGCACCAGACAGGUGCAUGAGGCUAAACUUGCUUGCAUGCUAAUUUUUAUACACGUGCAUUUUUGUUAGUGUUCUCCGCUGGAUCCAGCUCGAACGAACGAAAUACUAUUCUCAGAGAUCUGGGAGCCAUGAACUGGAGAAAAGUAGAAGCGAUUCUCUUGCUCGGAAUUCUAUCAGCUGUUGCAAUGAAUGUAAGGUAUUGUAAACUGAUAUUUCUCUGCGAGGUCCGGGCGAGUUUCUCGAGCUUGUAUUACAUUUUGAUCAGGUGGUUGCGAAUUUGAUCGUUCGGUUUCUGCGCAAUGAAACAGUCUGGAUGUUUUUUUUAAGCAGGUGGAAUACAUUCGAAGGUAAAAAUGUUUUGAUGGUCAAGGAUCACGAUUCACCCGUGUAAAUGACAGUGGUAGAAAUGAUCUCUGAGUUUAGCAUAUGUUAUACAAAUCGACUGAGAAAUAUAGCAUGAAAACGGGUUGGGAAUUGUUUGGCCCUUGCAGUUGCAUGAUGGACCUCCACGAUUAUAAGAUUCGUCAAUUGUUCUGUUGCUCAAACGUAUAAACGCAGAGCGAAAAAAGUUGUAUAUAUUUAUUCCUUUCAAGGAUACACAGACUCCGCUGGAGUCUAUUGUAUUUUUUUUAACGGCAAAAGCCCAAGGUUGUCCCGAGCGGCGAGGGUGGCUUUUGAAUUCAGCCAAAACCAUAACUUAAAAUCCAAUUGUCUUCUCACCGAAAUUUAAAUAGCUUACAAAAGAAAUAUACAAUGUUAAAAUAGAAUGCAGGACAAUGCACGUUGAACUAGUUGGUUUGUCGUCACCCUUGAAAAAAAAUAGCUUGCAGAGAAAGGAAAAAAUUCACACAGUUUACAUAAAUUAUAAAGUGCCAACAUGUAUUAAAGAAUAGCAUUUCUCGCCUACUUAAUUGCCAUGUUUACAGCGCAAGAGCUCCCGAGAAAUUGGACCAAGUCUGUCAUUCGCUUUCGAUUGUUUAAAUUUGAGAAAAACUUAGCACAAACGUUUGCGGUUAGUAUUAAAUUUUAAAUCUAAAUCCCAAUUUGGAGUGGUCGUUACCCUCGAGAAGAUAAUUUUGUGGCGGAUGCUUAUAUAUUUUGCAUAAGAUCUAUUUCUUAGAGCAACAUGAAAAUAUGCCGAAAAGAUUGGCUGCGGUUUUCUACCCCAAGGAGACAACUUCGAGAUAAAAUAUUUUCAUAUCAUAGACGUUGCUGUAUUUAAAAAUCAGAAUGGUAAGGUAAAACAAAACAAUCCGGUUAAAUCCAUCGAAGUUAUUACGCAUUUUUACUGCAUUUUAUAGUGGUAGUUUAAUAUUAUUGUGUUCGCUUUUGCCCCUUAGAUAAUGUAAAGAUCCUCAAGAGAGGAUUUUUUCAAAACUGGACAUUUUCAUGCUGUUAUACACUAUGUAUUUCCAUCCAGACAAAGCCGGGUCAAAUAUUCUGAACAUAUAGCGUGAUCGAUCGACAAGGGACUAAAAGACAAACAAGCAAAAAAAGUCUAUUGUAUUCUUUUUCAACACCAAUUUUACAUAAUAACAAUUAGGGUAAACAUGGGAUACCUUAUUUCGAUGUGUUUCUCUCAGCUUGUUUUAGUUCCAGAAUUUUUUAAUGACGAAAAUUAGCAACAGAGCGCAUCGCUGGAUAACACUGAAGGGUCGUUUGUAAAGUUUGCGAGAACUUUUUUUAUAGCCUUCUUUAUAAAGCGUUUAGAUUUGUUUUCCAAAAAGUAUCAAAAUUGCACGAACCCAAAGGGUGGGAUCAAAGCUCCGUAUUAGUUUUUGUAUCAAACGAUCUUCUCCGGUUGAUGAUAACUUAACAUUCAGUGUCAAAUUGGACUCGUUUAAACAAGGCACGGUUUCCAGGUAUUUGUUUUUAAGUAUUUUUUUAUUUCUCACAGUUCCGUUAUCGAGUAGUUGCACUUCGAGCUACGAUUUUCCUCGCAUUCAACUUAUUUCUUCUUUUAUUAUCUCUAACUGUUCAAGCCAGAAAGCUGAUGGAAAUUUCAAAUACAUAUUUUGGGGAGUGAUUAAAAUUGGUGAAGAAAGGAGAAGGUAAAAUGAUUAAAAACGUAUGUACGGAGAUUUUACCAAUUCACAGAAAAAAAAAAGAAUUCAAAAUACCAUUGGCAAACGUAAGAUUGCUAGGUGGAUCACCUUGACAAGUGUUUGGCCUUGGGCCUCAAAUCAAGAUCAAAAAAAAUUAUUUUUUAACCCAGAGAAAAAAAUGGUCGAUAUUUAGUGAAACUUGCUGAAGAAGCGUUGUUUCAAUACCGCCUUAUAGCAUUCUUUGCUCAUUACAAAAUCAAAACUGAGAGUUUCAAGACAAUGUUCACUAUAACUAGGUUUCGUUAUAUCAAGGUUCUUUUCCAUAAAUUUUACUAUGGGGAAAAGGAAAUUGUUCGUUAGAGGCUUGUUAUACCGAAGUUCCACUGCCGGGAUGCAUUUUUAAAAUAUUAUAUACAUGUAUUUCUCACACUGAGAUAAAAUAUUGUACCAAAGGAAAACCAACAAAAAGAGUGAGUAAAGUUUGAAACCGGUCAAAUUUUUAGCUUCGCGCAAAUAACAACUCCCAACAUGAGUUGUUGCGUCCGUUUGCACGUUGCUUAAGAUUAAAUCAAGUGAACCAACCGUGUACAGCAGAAUGCCUGCAGCCGACACUAAGCUUGGGAAAAACACGUCUGAAAAUUGGUUUGGGUUUUGCUUCUGACUGGUUAAAAAAACAAAAAAAACAAAGAAGGGGGAUUCUUAAGUCAAUCACGGAGCAAAGAAAUGCGAGACCUAAGAAGCCGCGAAAUUAUUUUUGAAGCUAAUUUGAAAACCACUCUGAAUCUAAAAGAAGAUGUGUUUAUGCUGAAUUUUUUUUAAUAUCUCUACAGAUUAUCAAGAUGACUGAAACAAGGAGUUGAAUAUUACCCUUCAGGAAAGCAUGAGUUGAGCUCGAUGAGCACUGCAGCUGGGGUCUCUUCACAAAAUGAGUCGCUUGAAGAUACGAUGGGUUCUAACACGCGUAGCUCUAAUUAUGACCGUUUUAUUACUUUUUCAAUUUGUCAGUCAGCUUGGGUUGAUGAAGAUGCGAGGUCCGGACUGCGUGGAGAAUCAAAAAGUCUUCAACGAAUUUGCCAGGAUCAGGGAAAAUCCAGAGAGAUUCGUUGAAAACGUUGCACAAGUGAAAACUAACACAGACUUCAUAAAAAUAGCUAAAAAUAUGAAACAAUCUGAUUCCAAGAGCGCCAAAGACUUGCAGAACAUAGUUGGCAAUUUAAAACGCUUAGCCUUGGAGCUUUCCGAGACAAGACGGACCUUGAUUAGGUCUGCCUUGCAAUAUCAUCGUGUUGGACAACAUAUUGAAUCUUUAAAUGAUAUAAUCGAAUCUUUGGGUGGAGAAAGUUUUUCUCAACAUGAUGCAAACGUCCCUGUAGGAAAAUCCUCACUAAAAAAUUCUGCUUCUUCUUCUAAAAAAGAGGUUUGUCCUGAGAAGUUUAUGGGUAAAAGUUUAGCUUAUGGAUAUCCUUAUUUCAGAAAAGGAUUCCAGCGAGUCAACUGUGCAGAGUUUGUCCCAAUUCACUUACUCGUCACGGUACUUUUAGUCUUACCCGAAGAAUUGUCCGACAAAAAACAAUUUCAGUUUUUUCAAGGCGUCGCACAAUAUUAUCCAGGCGUAAGUAUUUUUAUUGCAUCUACGAGAAAGUUCCCCGUCGAAACUUUGGCGAAACUGAAUUUAAACAUUAAGAAUGUGGUCUUCGCAGAACUCACGCAUGGGGAGACGUGGACCAAGCUACUACAGGAAGUCACCACGCCCUACGUACUUCUUGCUUCUGAUGUAACUCACUUUGAUGAUGACGUAGAUCUUGAACGCCUCGUGCGCGUGCUUAGUGACAACAAAAAUGCAGUUGUUGCCGGGGGGAGCCUUCGAAAUCAGGAGGGGGAAUGGGACAUUGGCUGUCUUCAAGUUACAUUUAGGAAUUGGACUGCCUACUUUAGGGGUGGUUAUUACCACUCUUUUUCCGAGUGUGUUGUGUGCGAUGUGCUGUGUGGUCCUUUUAUGGCCAAAACCGAGGAGCUACGGAAAAUUGGAUUAGACGAAAAGUAAGUAUACCACUAAAUAUAUUCAAAUCUCGAAGCAUUUGAGCGUUGUUAUGUGGCUGAGCGGUUGGGGUAGGAGGGGUUGUUUCUAAAACUUCGUUUAUAUUAAAGCCUUUGGUUCAUACAAUUUCGUAAGGAGUUUUGGGUGAGCCUUUACCUGGGGGGUUGAAGAGGGGGGUAUGAAUAGAUGGGCCUGUAAUCGGGGGUUGUACUGUAUGUCUAAAGUCCCGUAUCAGGGUGAAUAUUUUUCCCUCGUAUGGCGAGAGGGUUAUGAAUCUGAAAUUUAGCCUUAUAAUCGAACACAUUUAACAGCAUUUAGCAACUCUAUCUGUUCUCGACUAAGAACCAACAAUUCCUACUAUAUCCCAGGAUGAAUGUUUUCUAAGGACUCUAAUAUAUCAUGCUUUAUUGUGUGCUAAAACGUGAUUUCCCCUAAACGUUUCGCGUGAUUAAUUUUCCUGUAAGCGAUCCAUGCAAUCUGCACUAUAUAUGGAAUGCCUGAUAUGGCAUUAUGUAUAAAACUAUACCUCCUCAAUAUUACCUUUUGUGUUGGGGCAAUAUUUUGAAAUCAGGAACUUCAGAAUUCAGUUUUAUGACCGAUUGCAGUUAUUGCCACGAGAUGCUCCCUUCGAGGUAGAAAUUGCAGAUUUUGGUCUCAAAGCCAAUCUUUUUACCCAUGAAACUUGGUUAGUAUAAAGCGCAAAGAAAAUUAAAGUAACAACAGCAAUAAUAAGAAACAAAUACUGUCAGAUGGUCUCCUUUAGGAGUCAAAUAAUGUUUAAGUCACUCUCAGAUUGUCUUUUAUAUGUGUGUCCCCCUGGCUCCUCUGCUAUUAUCGAAAUGUUUCAUUGUAUUUGUUUCUUGAUUAGACCACUUAUCUAUUGGAGUUCUCGUUUUUUCCAUAGCUUACAUUUUGGCGUCUUCCAAGACAUUUUCUGGCGUCUAAAAACUCAUUACCCGGAGAAGAUAGUCGUCAGCUGUCCUGACGUCAUGUUCAAUACGUAUUUCCGGGAAAUCCCGGAUAAACGAUAUGUAGAUUUGGCCAGAAAAUGGGACGUGAAGAAAUGGGUCGAGUCUAGUGGCAGAGUCCGCUGGUAUGGCUGCAGGCGUGGCCACUCUCACACCAGCUCAGACACGUGCAGCUUUAACUCCGGAAUCGGGGUUCCCCCAUGUGAUUUGGAAAAUCUUGCAGAUGCCAUCAAAUUUGUUAUGAAGGAGUGUGAAGAUGCUGGUUUGUUCUGCGAGUUUCAAGAAGGAACUUUAUUAGGUAAUUUCAAUUUCCUCUGCUUGGCAGGUGCCAGCUCCUGUGUUGGGUCUUUAAUGAAAUGUAAUUUUCCAAUUGCACCUCAAGGCACCGUGAUAUCCUGAUACAUUGCAAACAUUAAGUAAAAGAAAUCAGCAAUAUCGAGUAGCAAAGGAAAGCCGUUAUUAGUAAAAAAUCGUCAUACUUGCUAAUCGUUUUUAACAAAGAAAACAAACAACAAGAUUUCUUUCGCAACUGCAGGUUUUCGACAUGAACAGUUUGAGGAUCAGGGGGUUCCACAAAAUUCCUCGGUCUAUCAUUAUUGUUAUCAUCAUCAUUAUUAUUCCAGGCGUAGUUGGCACAAACAUAUGUCUGUGGCCUCCCGUACCAAAUUUCUUUGAAGAACAGUGCACUCAAACCACCCACAAUACCUUUCGGGAUUGUCGCCUUCACCUUUAGUGACAAAAAACAGCCGAAGAGCUUAUGGGAUAGUAUCGGAGUGAAGUUACAAGAACUGAACCAGAAUUCGAGUUAUCGGGGUAAAUUUCAGUGAAGUUUGGGAAAUUCAGUAAAUUUCACCUGAGUUAGCGGGAAAUUUCAAAUUAACCCAGUGAAAAUGACUGAAAAGUGAGGUGAAAUCCAAGGGAAAUUGGACUUAGACUAGUUCGAGUUAGCGGGGUUCUACUGUAUUACUAUAUGCAUGCAUUAUAGAAUGAUUUUACUUGACCCGUGAAACAGGUAGAAGAAUAUUACGCGCUAUUAUGCAUUAAUUCCAUUGUAUUCUUUUGUUUACUUGUAGCCAUUUUGCACUGGUUGUUAUUCUUUGUUUCACGGGCCGAGUAAAAUCACUAUAUUACAAGUAAAAUUUGUUAAUUUGCUAAUAAUAGGUAUAUUUAUAAACGAACUAAAAUUUAUUAAUUUACUAUACUGUUCCAUUGUCCAUUAUCUAUAAAAAUGGAACAGUAUUGGAAAUAGAAUAAUUUUUAGUCUGUUUAUAAAUAUAUUUAUUAUUAGCUUAUUAAGUUGUUAUUCUUCUUCUUCUUCUUCUUCUUCUUAUUAUGAGUAUUAGUAUUAUUAUUAUAUAACUACUACUAGUUAUUUCAUUUAGUUAUUUUAACUCUUUCUACAAUUUCCGGAUUUUAGGUGCUGUCAAAUUCAAUAAAGUGCUGCCAUGGGAACGUGAUGCCGACAUCACCUUUCUAACAGGCAAUUACACGGCGUUUAAACAGCUUCGAUCGAAAUUCAUGGCAGCUGGUUACAGCCUAAGCGACGAUGACGGCUCGUUGUGGUGCUGCGUAGACGGGCGUCAGGCUGGUGGUAAGUUUCGUGUAGGUACAACCCGCUGGACGUUGGAACUGUAUGGCCAACACUUGAUGGAAUCAGAGGCUCUUGUAGCGAGCGGUCGCAAGCCUACUAAAGUGCAAUUUGCCGGGCAGUGGGUGACGGUUAUGCGCAAUCCGGGGCUUUUUGCUCGUAACCGAUAUGGACCCAGUAUGUACCGACACGCAGAACACUGGAUGGAUACGGGGCAAGACACUGGAUGGGCAUUUUACCGUCCGAGCAACUUCAAAAAAUGUCCCGAGCCAGGUCACUCUGCGUGUCUUGACCAGUUCCCUGCAGAUGGCAACCUUCAGUUUAGUGACUACCCUCUUAUUUGAGUUUCUAACUAAUGUUCAGUCUUGUUUAAUACACGUUCACGGGUUCCUAAUUGGUAACUUAUACCAGUGGCAAAGGACUUGCUUAACAUGUCAAAUCUGUUCACGAACUGUUUUUGUAUUAUUCCAGUUUAGCACAGUCGUAAAUACGCGUGAAGAGGACAAAAAACAAACCAACGAACAUGCAAGAAUGAAAGAAAAUCUAUUGUUAUAAGAAACGCAGAGUGUGGAAUACUAUUUUACAAGGCUAAAUAGUUAAAAGAAUUAAAGCCUAAACGUUUACGACCAAUUAAGUGACCUUCAGGGUCAUCUUUUGAGCAGCUUAAGUUUCAACUUCAAGAACACCGAACGUUUGUGAGGACCCGUCCUAAAUUGUCUCUUUUUAGGUAUUUUAUAAGGAGACAGUCGUUGAGAUAUCGUAGCCUACAAAGUAGGCUUAUUCUGCAGUGCGGGCGAUGCUACUAUUCUUGGGACUAAUGCUCUCCCACCAUCUUGGACGUUGAAACUAACAGAGAGUUGGGACGAGUCAAAGAAUGAUGUAACCGUCCUCCCCACUUGAUUUUUUAUAUGCUUACAAGGUGGCAGCCGCGAUAAACGUAAGGAGCUUUCGUUAAAAAACCCUCUCCUCUGCCGGCUAAAAAUACUCCAUCAUCUAUUCUUUGGCGAACAGUAACCUUAAGUUAUUAUUAUCCCUUGGUUACGCUAUGCAGCGACGCAUUAACAGGAGACCUAAAGCUAAUUUUCUUUUCGUUUAUUUGUUUAAUUGCAAUAAGACGUUAUUUCAACUUUCGUUCUAAG
Porites lobata is the source of this 18087-nucleotide messenger RNA. The record is from the annotation of a GenBank genome assembly. NCBI's taxonomy places the organism in Eukaryota, Metazoa, Cnidaria, Anthozoa, Scleractinia, Poritidae.